UUGUGUGCUCUGCUGCUUCAGUGGACGACGGACAGGUGAAAGUGUUCUGUUGUGUGAUUCUGAAAGAAAAUUCCCGGUGAAGCUGUGAUCUUGUGCGGAAAUAUGGCCAGCCGAAUUUGCCAACUAUCGCGCGUUGUGCUGCGCGGACAGCAGCAACUGAAGCAGAUUACUCUGCUCGAAUCGCGAGCCCUGGCCACCACUGCCAAGGCUAACAAAGAUGUUGGUUUCCGUACCGAGUCGGACACCUUCGGCGAGCUGAAGGUACCGAACGACAAGUACUAUGGUGCACAGACCGUUCGUUCCACGAUGAACUUUCCCAUCGGUGGACCCACCGAGCGAAUGCCACAACCGGUCAUCACAGCCAUGGGCAUUCUGAAAAAGGCGGCCGCCCUCGUUAACCAGGAGUACGGUCUGGACCCGAAGAUCGCCAGUGCCAUCUCCCAGGCCGCCGACGAUGUUAUCUCGGGCAAGCUGUACGAUGAUCACUUUCCCCUGGUCAUCUGGCAGACCGGUUCCGGCACCCAGAGUAACAUGAACGUCAACGAAGUGAUCAGUAACCGUGCCAUCGAACUCCUCGGUGGAACUCUCGGUUCCAAGACCCCAGUCCAUCCGAACGAUCACGUAAACAAAUCGCAAUCCUCAAACGAUACCUUCCCGACUGCCAUUCACGUUUCGGUGGCUCGUGAGCUUACCGGAAAUCUGAAGCCAGCCAUCCAAACGUUGCACGAUGCUUUGAAGGCCAAGUCGAAUGAAUUCAAAGACAUUAUUAAGAUUGGUCGUACUCACACUCAGGACGCCGUUCCACUAACGCUGGGACAGGAAUUCAGUGGAUACGUCCAGCAGAUGGAAUUUGCUCUGCAGCGAAUCGAUUCUGUCCUGCCCCGUGUCUAUAUGUUGGCUCUCGGUGGCACUGCUGUCGGAACUGGCCUUAACACGCGCAUUGGUUUUGCCGAAAAAUGCGCUGCCAAGAUUGCCGAACUGACCGGACUGCCAUUCGUCACUGCCCCGAACAAGUUCGAAGCGCUGGCCGCUCGUGAUGCGAUGGUAGAGGUUUCCGGCUGUCUGAACACGAUUGCCGUCAGCUGUAUGAAGAUCGCCAACGAUAUUCGAUUUCUGGGAUCGGGUCCACGUUGCGGUUUGGGUGAGUUAAGCCUGCCAGAAAACGAACCCGGUAGCUCAAUUAUGCCCGGAAAGGUCAAUCCAACGCAGUGCGAAGCCAUGACGAUGGUUUGCGCUCAGGUUAUGGGAAACAACGUGGCCGUCACCGUCGGUGGAUCCAACGGACACUUUGAGCUGAACGUUUUUAAACCGUUGGUGGUGUCAAAUGUACUCAGAUCGAUCCGACUGUUGGCCGAUAGUACGCGCACCUUCAGCAAGAACUGCGUGGUCGGCAUUGAAGCCAACCGGGCGAACAUCGACAAGAUCAUGAACGAAUCUCUGAUGUUGGUGACGGCCCUGAACCCACACAUUGGUUACGAUAAGGCGGCCAAGAUUGCCAAAACGGCUCACAAGGAGGGAACCACGCUCAAGCAGGCUGCCCUCAAGUUGGGCUACCUCAACGAGCAACAAUUCAACGAAUGGGUGCGCCCGGAAAACAUGCUGGGACCUAAGUAAGACCGAUCAGGUAACGUACCAGUUUCAGUUUUGCCUUUCUUUAUUUUAUUUCGUUUAUUUCAAAUGCAAAAAAUGAUCAUUUCUGUAUCGUACUGUAAAUGGAAAAUCAAACAUGAAUCGUA
Molecule: messenger RNA, 1736 nt
Organism: Ochlerotatus camptorhynchus
Lineage: Eukaryota; Metazoa; Arthropoda; Insecta; Diptera; Culicidae
Product: fumarate hydratase, mitochondrial-like
Exons: 4
Coding region: 103-1614 (503 amino acids)
Biological process (GO): malate metabolic process; tricarboxylic acid cycle; fumarate metabolic process
Cellular component (GO): mitochondrion; tricarboxylic acid cycle heteromeric enzyme complex
Molecular function (GO): fumarate hydratase activity
Source: RefSeq, a predicted model, not a curated record